CUUUAGGGGGCUGACAGGAGCCAGUUUCUUCAGUGUGUUUGAGGGAGCAGAGGAGAAACUUUGGUGCUGAUUUAAUUCGUUUUUUUGGGCAAACAAAGGGAUGGAAAGCUGUCUGACACUUAUUUUAUUGUCUUCACUGGUUACACUCACCACUGCUAACAGUGUGAAUGUGAGGCUGGUGAAUGGUGACAGUCGCUGUGCUGGACGAGUGGAGGUUCUUCAUGAUGGUCAGUGGGGAACAGUGUGUAACUGGGACUGGGAUCUGACUGAUGCUGCAGUGGUGUGUAGAGAGAUGAGCUGUGGAGAGGCUUUACAAGCACCAGGAUAUUCUUACUUUGGACCUGGAUCAGGAAAAAUCUGGAUGGAUGGAGUGCAGUGUGAAGGAUCAGAGUCUACACUGAAGGACUGUAGAUCAAAUGGAUGGGGUAAACAUCGUAGCAUCUGUAACGGUCAUAAUUAUGAUGCUGGAGUCAGAUGCUCAGAAACCAUAAACUAUGGACGAUUUACAAGACUUGCUGAUGGACCUCACCAGUGCUCCGGGAGGUUAGAGGUGCUUUAUGGGAACACAUGGUACGCAGUGUGUGACGCUGCCUUUGACCAGCAGGAUGCAGAGGUUGUGUGUAGAGAGCUGGACUGUGGGGCUCCUGUACAGGUGCUGGGAGCAGCUGCUUUUGGCAAAGGAGACGCUCAGAUGUGGACACAAGAGAUUCAGUGCAGAGGAGAUGAAUCAACCAUUAGAUUGUGUCCAACUUCAAAUGACACAAAUUGCUCUCAAGACAACAACGUGGGAUUGAUAUGUUCUGGUUACACUGAUCUCAGACUGGUCAAUGGUCCUGACAUCUGUUCUGGUCGAGUUGAACGUCAGUACUUCAGUAAAAGGGGCACAGUGUGUGAUGCAUGCUGGGAUAUGAGAGCUGCCAGUGUCCUCUGUAGACAGCUGAAUUGUGGGAUUGCUGUGUCUGUUGUGGGAUCAGACUGGUUUGGAGAGGGAAGUGGUGAAAUCUGGGCUGAUGUGUUUGAUUGUGACGGGAAUGAAAGAAAACUCUCAGAAUGUUCCAUCUCUUCAUGGAGUCGAGCUGAAUGUUCUCAUAGACGAGAUGUUGGAGUCAUCUGCUCUAGUGAGUCCAUUAACUGUGAGAUUUACUAAUAUUAUGUUUCUGAUAGACUUAACCUUAUACAAUAUACAGUACUUGUUCCCUAUACAUGUACUUUUUUAGACUUUAG
Molecule: messenger RNA, 1224 nt
Organism: Carassius auratus (goldfish)
Lineage: Eukaryota; Metazoa; Chordata; Actinopteri; Cypriniformes; Cyprinidae
Product: soluble scavenger receptor cysteine-rich domain-containing protein SSC5D-like
Exons: 4
Coding region: 101-1147 (348 amino acids)
Cellular component (GO): membrane
Source: RefSeq, a predicted model, not a curated record